Molecule: messenger RNA, 528 nt
Organism: Vicia faba (fava bean)
Lineage: Eukaryota; Viridiplantae; Streptophyta; Magnoliopsida; Fabales; Fabaceae
Source: the annotation of a GenBank genome assembly
AUGGUUAAGCUUCCUUUCUUUCAUCAAAGAAAACUCACAUCUUCACGCGGCGGCCAUCCUCUCGUCUCACCAACCGCUGUUGUGGUUCGUUUUUCGCCACCACACAACACCAUUACAAACUCUCAGUCUCUCUCCUCAUCAAUAUUCGUCUCAAUAUCCAUUCAACACGAUGAAUACUCCUUCAUCUUAAUCCAACUUCGUCGUCCAUGCCUCCGUCUCAAUUCGGAGUUUUGUCUCAACCUACCUCCGAUCUCACUUCAUCUCUUCUCCUUACUCGAUCUCUAUCCAUUUAUAGGUUUUACCUUUUCUGAUCAAACCUUAACAUUACCAUACCUAACAUGCCAGCAAAAAAACCUAACUCUCAUGAAAAACCAAAAUUUAACACCCAUAGUUGAGGCUUCGAGUUCGCUACCUUACGAUUAUGUUUCAGGAAGCCUCAAUCAAGACAGGGAUAUGAAGAAGAUGAUUGAAGUUCCGAGGCUUACCUAUCAAAGUCGCUCCGAUGGUGCUUCAAUAGCGACACGAUAA